AGUGAUAGCCUCAAGGAGCCCACAAACAAAACGUCCCAGCUACAAGGGUCUUACACUGCCUCCUAAGAUCCAUAUAUAAACCAGCACACUAGAGCACAGAGAUAUAUAGAAGACUCAAGGGAAGAGUGACGUUUUACAUCCGUGGACUUGGAGUCUUCAGAGUUAACAGGUUUGUUUUGCUGAGACCUGAGGACACUUGUUGGAGAAGCAUUUCUGAACUUUGCACAACACAGCACAGCUUUUGAAAAGAAUGGCGCAACGACAGAACUCCGACAAAGACCCGACUAUUGAACUCUUCAUAAAGGCUGGCCACGAUGGAGAGAACAUGGGCAACUGCCCUUUCUGCCAGAGGCUCUUCAUGGUCCUGUGGCUAAAAGGAGUCAAGUUCACCGUGACAACCGUCGACAUGAGGAAAAAACCAGCAGAGCUGAAGGAUUUGGCACCUGGGACCAACCCUCCGUUCCUCCUGUACAACGGCACCCUCAAGACGGACUUUAUCAAGAUCGAGGAGUUUCUGGAACAGACAUUGGCCCCUCCCAGGUAUCCACACCUUAGCCCACUCAGCAAAGAGUCCUUUGACGUGGGCGCUGACAUUUUCGCCAAGUUUUCCGCUUUCAUUAAGAAUAGACCAGCCAACAGUACUUUCCAUGAGAAGGCGCUGCUGCGGGAGUUCAAGCGUCUGGAUCUCUACCUGACCUCCCCCAUCCCUGAAGAGAUUAACCAAAACUCCAGAGAAAACAUCCUUGUCUCCAAGAGGAAGUUCCUGGAUGGCAACCAUCUCACCCUGGCAGACUGCAACCUGCUGCCCAAGCUGCAUGUCAUCAAGAUUGCUGCCAAGAAGUACUGUGACUUUGACAUCCCGGUCCAGUUCACUGGUGUAUGGAGGUACCUGAACAAUGCCUACGAGAGGGAGGAGUUCAGUCAGACCUGCCCUGCCAACAUCGAGAUCGAGAAGGCUUACCUGGACGUAGCCAAUAAGAGGCUGUAAACCUAUAAACAAUCUUUAGCCAACAAUUACACAACCAUUACACAACUAUUACACAACAUUUCCUCUUUUACUGUUACCAUGGAAAUGGUAAGCCAUUCACAAAACAUGAAGGAAUUUUGGGAGGGGCCAGCAAUCAUUAUUGAAAUAUCUCAUGUCAAAUGUUUAAAAAUCAACAUUUAUAAAUUCCUGUGUGAGGAUGCAGAUAGGCAUUCUAGAAAUCAAAGUUCACAAAGAGACCCCCUCCUGCUUAAUGUGCAUUAGGUUAAUUUAGCACUAGGGCAUGCACAAGAUGAACAACAAUGCCAUAUGUUUUACAGAGUGUGUAAGAGUAGGCUGCUACAGUAACAAAGGUCUAUGUAUGAAGACAAGUACAGACUAUUUAUUUCAUGUAAUUAUACUGGCAAAUUUCAUUAUAUGCCACACUAAAUAGGCCAAGUGUGCAAUUUGACUGUUUAUCUAAUUUAGUGAGUUUCUUUGUCCAUAGUGUAAAUAUAUAUUUCUUACCUUGUUGUUUAUUAUGACCUGCACACCCAUACUAUAAGAAUAUAUGAGUGUAUUCUAAUUAUGUUUAUGUGUGAUUGAAACUAGUGAUACAAAACCUAUUGUUGAUAGUUACCAUUACCACUCAUAAUAUUGAGCUCUCACCAACAACACUGCAGUCAAUUAGCAUGUAAAUAAGUUUAGGUAUCAGGAAAAUAUGUUUUACCAUAAUACAAUACACCUGUUCAAACUAUGAUGUGAAAGAAAAUGUCUGACCCUUGAGUGUGUAUGUAUGUUUGUUUGUAUAUAUGUGUGUGUGUGUGUGUGUGUGUGUGUGUGUGUGUGUGUGUGUGUGUGUGUGUGUGUGUGUGUGUGUGUGUGUGUGUGUGUGUGUGUGUGUGUGUGUGU
Molecule: messenger RNA, 1876 nt
Organism: Oncorhynchus keta (chum salmon)
Lineage: Eukaryota; Metazoa; Chordata; Actinopteri; Salmoniformes; Salmonidae
Product: chloride intracellular channel protein 2-like
Exons: 6
Coding region: 251-988 (245 amino acids)
Biological process (GO): chloride transmembrane transport; negative regulation of ryanodine-sensitive calcium-release channel activity
Molecular function (GO): chloride channel activity
Source: RefSeq, a predicted model, not a curated record